AUGACCCUCGCACUCGCGCAGUCGAUCAUCGACUCGCAGGGGAGCUACAGCCACGCCCUGUCGAUCCAAUACUUCAUGGACUGGCUCUUCGACGGCCGGUUCAGCACGACGAGCACCUCCUGGGACGUCGGCCGCUCGACGCGCGGGGCGCUGUUGUCCUGGAAGAAACGCGGCACCGAGCAGCUGGAGCAGACGCAGGCGCAUAUCAACGCGAAGCUGGACCGGGACGAUUGCUCCGGGAACGGGAGCUUGAUGAGGAUCGCGCCGUUGGGCGUUGUGCUGUGGCGGAAUGCGCCUGAGGCGCGGCGGCGCGCGAGAGAGCAGAGUCGCGUGACGCACCCUUCGCUUCCGUGUGUCGAGGCCUGCGAGCUGUAUACGCUUCUGCUGUGUGAGGUUAUGCAGGGGUCGAGUAAGGAGCGGCUGUGCCAGACGGUGGCUAACUACCGCCUGGACGAUCCUAAGCUUGCAGAGCGGCUGGCACGGUAUCAUAAUAUCUCGGAUUGGAAAGCAAAGUCGAAUUCCGAUCUGCGCAGCAGUGGGUGGGUGGUGGAUACGAUCGAGGUCGCCCUGUGGGGGUUCUUCAAGUAUGAGUCCUGGACAGAUGGUGCGUUGGCGGUGGUGAAUCUGGGAGGCGAUUCUGAUACGGCGGGCGCUGUUUAUGGUGGUCUUGCUGGGGCGUUUUACGGGUCUGAGUCCAUUCCAUCGCAGUGGGUUGAUGGGAUGGUGAAGAAAGAGUUGAUUGGGGAGAUUGCGACGAAGUUGUCCCACUAUGCUGUUUAG
Messenger RNA from Aspergillus terreus NIH2624, 780 nucleotides. RefSeq names its product ADP-ribosylglycohydrolase family protein. The transcript has 2 exons. Lineage: Eukaryota; Fungi; Ascomycota; Eurotiomycetes; Eurotiales; Aspergillaceae. The record is from RefSeq and is a predicted model, not a curated record. The coding region runs from base 1 to 780 and encodes 259 amino acids.